GUACAAUGAAACGUCUUUGCAGGUACAGUAGCAUACAUCCGCGGGUUGCGUACUCGUGUGUAUACUGAAUGCUGUAAACCUAAUUAGCCCUUAUACUGCUCCCCGCCGUUGCCAUUUCUUUUAUCGUCCACUGCCGUUCUAGGGAGUUGGUCUCAGCGUCCUGUGUAGCUUUCUUCUUUGCUGUUCUUUGUCAAGUCCGUCCACCUUGUCAAUGCGACCAUUGUCCAGCACAAUGAUGUCUGUCACUACUUCAGAGACGGUCGGCUUGGCUAUUUGCUCCGCCGUGGCUGCUCUCGUCUUGGCCAAAGCAUGGAGACUCUAUGACUUCUUCUUCUGUCCUCCGAAGCAACCGCUUCAUAGGUACAAGAUCCUCGGGGCGUUGCCAACCGAGGAAAGCACUGACCCUUCGACUGAAUACAAUGCCUGGGCACUCAUCACGGGUAGCAGCGCCGGCAUAGGCUUUGGAUACGCACACUAUCUCCUCUCUUGUGGCUUCGGCGUCGUCAUACUCGCGCACGAGAACAUCCCCGCCGCGCUUGAGCAGCUGCGCACGCUGCAUCCAGAUAUGGCGAAAAAGGACCGCAUCAAAGGAUUCACAAUGGACUGCACAACUGCCAGCCCGACAGACAUCAAGAACUUGAUCAGCCAAGUGAGCCACCUACCAAUCACGAUACUCAUUAACAACGUAGGCAGCAUCCCCAUCUCGUACCCGCAUAUGCGACCUUUUUGGGACUAUGACGCCGAGGGAAUCGACGCAUGCAUCAACCUCAACGCGCGCUUCAUGACGCACAUGACAUGCCUCAUGAUCCCCGUCCUGCGCAGAAACGUCGAGCCGUCAGGCGGCCGCGCGCUCAUCCUCAACGUGUCAUCGCAGGCACACCUGGGCAUGCCGCUGCUGAGCAUGUACAGCGCCAGCAAGGGUCACGUGACGGCACUAUCGGCGACGCUGGCGCGCGAGUUCCGGGUUUUCGGCGAGCCCAUAGACUGCCUCUGCAUUGUUCCAAACGAGGUGCUGAGCCAGGGCAACUCGGUCGCGCCACCGGGGAGCGUGGUGGAUGUUGACUAUGCGCGCAUGUGUCUGGAGCGGGUGGAAAAUGCGGUGGACAGCGGUAUGACGGCUGUGAUGCCGUAUUGGAAACAUUAUCUGCAGGCGGUGGCGGCGGGAUUGAUCGGGGAGGCGAGAUUUACGACCGAAGUGAUGAAAGCCAUGGAAGCGAAGAGAGAUGCGCUUGCUAAAGUUUGGGGUUCGGGAGGGCCCAAGGGGAAUACGUAACUUUUGAGGAGAAGACUGGCAGUUAUGAUUGUAGAUUUGGAUUGCUACAAUAACAGGUACAGAUUUGUCGAUUACACAUCAUAUCGGUUUGCGAAAGGUUGUUUUAGGUGCCUAUGGUAUGUCAGUUAGGUACCUAGGCACUAGGUACGUAUAGCUCUGAUUCAAAGCGCGAUAAUGGCAACGUGGCCUCUUAAGGCUAGACUAGUCUAGGAAAAAAAGUGAGAGUACCGUAAAUCUG
Pyricularia oryzae 70-15 is the source of this 1511-nucleotide messenger RNA. RefSeq lists its product as uncharacterized. Gene Ontology annotation, cellular component: endoplasmic reticulum. The coding region runs from base 212 to 1273 and encodes 353 amino acids. NCBI's taxonomy places the organism in Eukaryota, Fungi, Ascomycota, Sordariomycetes, Magnaporthales, Pyriculariaceae. The transcript has a single exon. Gene Ontology annotation, molecular function: oxidoreductase activity. The record is from RefSeq and is a predicted model, not a curated record.